AUGACACUCACUUUAGUGGGACUUGGAUUGGGAGAAGUCCAAGAUAUAACACUAAGAGGACUCAAGGCAGUUCAACAAGCUGAUACAGUGAUUCUUGAAAUAUACACAUCAACACUAAUAGAUAGUACCGUGGAAGAACUAGAGGCCUUCUUCGAAAAACCCAUAAGACAGGCCGAUCGUAUUAGUAUAGAGGAACAAGCAGAUGUUAUACUAAAUGAAGCGCAACACAAAUCGGUAGCGCUAUUAGUAGCCGGAGACCCACUUAGCGCAACAACGCAUUGCGAUAUAUGCCUACGUGCCGAAAAGGCAGGGGUACAAGUAGAAGUCAUACAUAAUGCAAGUAUUAUAAACGCAAUCGGUAGAACGGGAUUACAACUAUACCGAUUUGGAGAGGUCGUAUCGAUACCAUUUUUCGAAAAGAAUUGGACACCAGACAGCUUCUAUGACAAAAUUGUAAAAAAUAGGAACGCAAACCUCCACACCCUAUGCCUAUUAGAUAUCAAGGUUAGAGAAAGAUCAGUGGAAAAUCUCAUGGCCAAUAAAAUGAUAUUCGAACCUCCGAGAUACAUGACAGUAAAUGUAGCUAUAGAACAAAUACAGCAAGUGGACCAGACAAAACAACAGAUAAAUAACAGUACGAGAGCAUUCGGGGUAGCAAGGCUGGGCUCAAAGACAGCAAAAAUUGUAGCCGGCACCCUGGAUCAAUUGAAAAACGUACAAUUUGGAGAACCACUGCACUCAAUGGUAAUUUGUGCACCGAAACUACACGAUAUAGAAGAGGAAUACUUCAACCAUUAUGCACAAAAAACUAACCACACGGAAACAGAACCUUAG
Babesia sp. Xinjiang is the source of this 834-nucleotide messenger RNA. Its product is annotated as putative diphthine methyl ester synthase. The transcript is spliced from 6 exons. The record is from RefSeq and is a predicted model, not a curated record. The coding region runs from base 1 to 834 and encodes 277 amino acids. NCBI's taxonomy places the organism in Eukaryota, Apicomplexa, Aconoidasida, Piroplasmida, Babesiidae. Gene Ontology annotation, molecular function: diphthine synthase activity. Gene Ontology annotation, biological process: protein histidyl modification to diphthamide.